Molecule: messenger RNA, 636 nt
Organism: Thermothelomyces thermophilus ATCC 42464
Lineage: Eukaryota; Fungi; Ascomycota; Sordariomycetes; Sordariales; Chaetomiaceae
Exons: 6
Coding region: 1-636 (211 amino acids)
Source: RefSeq, a predicted model, not a curated record
AUGUCGGUACCCUAUACUUGGGGGCGUCUGCAAGAGGCAACCUUCCAGAAGUCCACGAACCCUCCUCAAACAAACCCCAGACGGGCUGUGGCGUCCCCAGACCGCUGUGACAGGUGCCGUAAAGCGCGGCCGAACCGGCCGUCGAUGCAAUGCACUGCGUCAACAAGGCAGAUGGUCUCUGUGCACCGCCUUCUACCCGAUGGGCUAGACUCCGUUUUACAACCCCAAAAGGGUAUUCGGGUCUCCAAGGUUGGCUGGAAGAACGAAGGCCCCUCUCUGCAGGGCGAAGGCAUCAACACGGUGGCCCCCGCGGUACAUGCAGUCUACCUCGGUUCUCAGGCACCGACGCCACCAACAGCACCCUUCACGCUGCAAACCAUCUCCGGCCUGACUGCCGGGUUUUCCAGCGACACUGUGUGCUCUGCUCCCGGAACCCCUAAGCUCCCGGCAACCCCGGGGCCCACGGUGAGACCCGAGUAUGUAAAGUACUCACUCAGCGGGGUUAGCGGGGUUAUGAGCGCACGAAAGAAGACGUGGAGUGGUGUAGGGCUUGGUUUGGGCCGGCUACAGUCAGGCAGUGAUCUAUUAAUUACUCUGGUACUUGCCUAUCUUGAUGAGAGUUCAACAACCAACUAA